Messenger RNA from Zophobas morio, 1272 nucleotides. RefSeq lists its product as uncharacterized. NCBI's taxonomy places the organism in Eukaryota, Metazoa, Arthropoda, Insecta, Coleoptera, Tenebrionidae. Bases 1 to 1272 code for a protein of 423 amino acids. The transcript has 5 exons. The record is from RefSeq and is a predicted model, not a curated record.
AUGGCAAAAUUGCUAACUAACCGUGACUACGACGAUUAUCUGAACAGUAGUGGAAAAACUCGAAUACCUGGUGUUCUCACGUUGGAAUGCACCGAACUCUCCAACCCUUUAGAUAUUGUCUCAGGCUUUGCAAAAUAUUUUCAGAGUGUAUAUAACACUUCGUCUGCGGGUACUUCUGUCUCCUCUGAUAGUAUGGCAGUGCCUGCGUCCUGCGUACAUCUUUCAAACAUAGACAAACUGGAUGUUGAGAAGGCUCUGCACAUGCUCAAACCGAAGCACACUUUUAGUACUGAUCAAAUUCCAUAUUAUCUGGUCAAAGAUUGUCGUGCUAUUUUAGUCGAACCCUUAACUUACCUAUUUAACCUGUCGCUGAAAACUCAAACAUUUCCUAAUGAUUGGAAAUUGGCUAAAAUAUGUCCGGUUUUAAAGUCUGGUGACAAUAGCCAUAUCGAAAAUUACAGGCCUGUUGCUGUACUUUCAGCUUUUUCUAAGCAUGGUUUUUUCCCUGGGCGUUCAACUCUAACAAAUCUUGUAUGCUUCACACAAUUCAUAGCGGAACACCUUGAUAAGAAGCAGCAGGUUAAUUGUAUAUACUUGGACGUGUCUAAGGCGUUUGAUACCAUUAACCAUUCCAUUGCUCUCAGGCGGUUGGAAAAUUCUUUGAUUCGUAUCUCUCCGACCGGAAGCAAACAGUUGUUUAUAAUGGAUUCAAAUCUUCCUAUUUUUCUCAAACGUCGGGCGAUCUUGUUUUAUGCAGAUGAUAUAAAGAUUUCCAAUGUAGUCAAUGGCUUCGAAGAUGCGCUAUCAUUGCAGGUGGAUGGUGAUGCUAUAUAUGGGUGGUGCACUGACAAUGAUUUUGUGGUGACCAUGAAGAAGACUGCAGUUUUAACAUUUAAGCGCACCAACAAAUCAGUUCACUUCGACUACUGCUUAAAAGGUGUGAACUUGCAACGUAUAACUGAAAUCCAGGAUCUAGGUGUAACAUUUGACAGUAUCUUAUCUUUCCACCCACAUAUAAAUAAUCUAGUAGCGUCUUCUCUUAAACUUUUAGGUUUUAUUGCCAGAACAUGUAGGUGCUUGAGUAAUCCUGUAACCCUAAGGACUUUAUAUAUAGCACUUGUACGUUCCAAGUUAGAAGCUCGUUCAAAUGUUCUUUUUAAUGCUCCAAUAUAUAAAUUGUCGCAGACUGGUAACAGCCUUGGCGAAGAAAUUGACAUUUAUGUGUCGCCGCUUAAGCAAAUACUGCUAAAUGCGCAUGAAGUUUUCGCAUAG